Caenorhabditis briggsae is the source of this 1494-nucleotide messenger RNA. The transcript is spliced from 6 exons. Bases 1 to 1494 code for a protein of 497 amino acids. Lineage: Eukaryota; Metazoa; Nematoda; Chromadorea; Rhabditida; Rhabditidae. Gene Ontology annotation, molecular function: protein binding. The record is from RefSeq and is a predicted model, not a curated record.
AUGGAUCCAGAGUUUGGAGGAGCCGGCGCUGCUCCAGAAGAAGCUGAGCAAGAAGAUGUUGCUGCAGAAGUCGUCGGACCACCAUCACUACCAACAGCUCAAACUCCACCAGCAUUUCGAUUCUUGAUUUUUAAAUUUUUGAAUUAUUUUGAGAUAUCUCAAAAAUAUUCUGGAUCUCUGAAAAAUACCAAAAUCUGGGAAGUAAUAACUUUGGGGUCCCAAGACCAGGGUACCCAGGACCCAGGACCCAGCCAGGACCCAGGACCCAGGACCCAGGACCCAGGACCCAGGACCCAGCCAGGACCCAGGACCCAGGACCCAGGACCCAGGACCCAGGACCCAGGACCCAGGACCCAGGACCCAGGACCCAGGACCCAGGACCCAGGACCCAAGACCCAGGACCCAGGACCCAGGACCCAGGACCCAGGACCCAGGACCCAGGACCCAGGACCCAGGACCCAGGACCCAGGACCCAGGACCCAGGACCCAGGACCCAGGACCCAGGACCCAGGACCCAGGACCCAGGACCCAGGACCCAGGACCCAGGACCCAGGACACAGGACCCAGGACCCAGGACCCAGGACCCAGGACCCAGAUAAUUCUCUCGAAAUUCCGUCUGAAUAUGCCCCUCGAGGAGUUGAACUAGCGGGGGCGAGGAUUGAGGGUGCGGCGCCGCUACCGACUGAGCUACGCGGGCAAAGAGAAAGCGCACGCCCGAUUGCAUACAUAAAGGCGAGGACGACAGCUGUACGCAGAGUGACAUUAAGCGUUGUACACCGUGACGGUAGAAUGCAUACUCUAGUACAAAAAAACUACAAAAAUAAUCUAGUGGCAUAUACCGAUGGAUCAUUUUUAAGUCAAGGAUUGAUCAAUGCAAGAGCAGGAUACAGUGUCUUUUGGGGAAAUGACCACCCUUUGAAUUGCAUUCACCCCCAAAGAUUUUACUCGAAAAGGUUUCUUUUGAAUUGCUUUGAACCCCAAAAAAGUGUUGAUGACGAAAUGUUUGUGGCAUCCGAAAAAACAGAUGUGGUUCUUGUUGUCGAGGGAAAGAAGCUGAAUGUGAAUAAAACAUUCCUCUCCUUUCACUAUUUCUCGACUCUUUUCUCUGCGAAUUUCAAGGAAGGGCAAAUGAAAGAAAUUGAAAUCAAAGAAGUUUCUUAUGAAGAUUUUGGACUUCUCUGCAGUAGUUUCUAUCCAAAUCCACAAUUUCCGAAUGAUAGUACUUCUGAGAAACUUCUGGAGAUGGCUAGCCGUUUUCAAGUGUCAUCAGUUGUUGGAAUCGUUGAAUAUCAUCUUCUUAACAAUUCAACAAUUGGAUAUGAGAAAAUGUUAUGGUUUGCUGAUGAAUACCAAAUGCCGAAGCUUCUAGAGAAGUGUAUCAGUCAAAUGAACUCACUGGCGAUGGCUAAGAAAUUGGAGAAGUCUCCGGAAUUCGAAAAGUUAUCAGAUAGAACUAGCUCGCUGAUUUUCAGACAACUUUUGAAAUCUCUCUGA